AUGACGAUUUAUACAAAUAUGGCCACGUUAACUAUGGAUAAACAACGUUUAAGUGUUAACGAACAACAUCAUCAUCAACAAUUUUUGGGCGAUAAACAAAAACAACGUUCGGAACGUGCUUCCAGUUUGGCCUUGCCGCACAGCUCCCUCUUGGACUUCUAUGAUAAGCAACAGGAACAGUGCAACUCAGUGGCUUUAUUGCCGAUUAAUGCAAAUGUAGUUGUGCGACGCCAUUCAUCCCACUACUAUCCCAUGUUGGAAAGUGGUGACUCGAAACUGCAACAACAACAAUUCGAAGAACCCGACUCAACCCUAAACGACAAUAUGGACAAUGUGAAAAGUUUAAUGUCAUCCAUGAAUGUUGGCUUAAAUGCCGCAUCGCCAUUCAGUUGCAAUAAAACAGUCAUGUCACAGAAUAUUAAACAUUCGCCAGCAGCACUUCCGGCAUCGGUGUCAACAACAACAUCAGCAUCGUUGUCGUCGUCGUCGUCCCCAUCAUCAACUGGCAUGCCGGGGGGAAUAAAACUGCAACAGGCGCCACAGCAUCCUUCUCAUCAUUUGCAACAAAAGGUGAAUACAACACCAGCCCAGAAUAGGCAAAAUUCAGAUUUUGUAUCAAACCGACAGCAACACAAACAACAACAACAGCAUCACAUUCCAGGACAUAACCCGACACAAUCCCAACUUCAACAGCAACAACAGCAACAGCAGCAGCAGACAUCAUCAAAUUCUGCCACACCCCCACCCAUACCCAAGCGAACAUUUCAUUCAAAAUUUGCCUGGAAUUCAGUAAAUAGUUGUGGCAGUAUUGCCUCCUCCUCGAACGGUGGUCUAGAUUCAUGUGAGCCCACACCUCCCUCCUCGGCCGCAUCACUAAAUCAAACACCCAUCAAACACGGCAAACAACAACAAAACGCAGGAACUGCAUUCGUCUAUCCACAAAUUCCAUUGCAAAAUCUACCAUCAACGGGACGGGCGACAAACAGUGCAGCAGGAGGACCGAUAUCGGGAUCUCCGGCUUAUUUUCCAAAUACAAACAUUGAAGCCAAUAAUCCAUUGACAAAUACGUCUGGCGGACAUCUUUUUGUUGAUUUAAAUGCUGCACGCUCAGCAUACUCGGAUGGUGGCAGUGUCACGGGCUACGAUACAGGUGGUCUAUCCGAUGAUGACCGCAUGAGUCUGGAAAACUCCGUUUUCGAAGAGUCAUUGAACUCCACACCCGUUAAGCUGUCGCAUAAUUCGACGAGUAAACUGUUCAACGGCACCUUGGCUGCCAAAACCCUGGCCGCCCUUACCGGCGACGUUUGCACAGCCCUCAAGCGUUCUAAUCGCUCGUCGAGCAGCACCGUUGAUUCGAGUAUUACCUCAUCGUCUGGCUAUGGUUCACACAGUGAACGUCUGGCAUCCACCUCAACCACAGCUGAUUUUCGUAGUCGCUUUUCCAGUGUCGAUACACAGUCCUCGCUCGACAGUUGUCUAACGGAAAAAACCUCCGCUGACUCACCGCUGGCCAAAGACUCAUUUAAAAUGGAACGUUCGAUGAAUUUAAACGAGGUGAUGCUGAAUCUGAAUAACAAUGAAAUGAAUGCAGCCAACAUCACAGCAACAACAACAACGAAUAUGGCAGCGAGUAACAACAACAUCCAGCAGCUGAGCAGCCACAAUACCAAUAAGUUGCCCAAAGUACCGAUACGUGCUCAACGUAAAACUGGACAUAUGCCACCACAAUCGCAAUCGGGUGGUGUACAACAAAAACUUGGUAACCAAAGCCAGUCCCAGCAGUCGCUCAACAAUAGCAUUGAUUCGAGCAACAAGGGUGGCUCCACCGUACCCAAUUCGACCUCAACAUCGUCCACAGCCUCAGCAGGCUCGAGUAUUUCGACAGGAUCGUCAAUGUCUAUAUCCGCAUCAGGUUCGGGUAACUCACCUUUGGCGCCACCCACAUCCCAGCAGCAACAGCAAUUGCAACCAACUCAACAGCAUCAGAAACGUCCACCCAUACCACCAGCCAGAGUACAAAAUUUCGAAAUGCACGAUUCUUCACCGGCCACAAUGAAAAAUCACAGCACACAGCAGCAGCAGCAACAACAACAACCACCUAUGAAUAUACGUAACCAAUUGAAUCGCAAUAAACGUCCACCACCCAUUCAGUAUCCGAAAUUACAUCAACGUCAAGAUUCCAAUUUAUCAAGUGAUAGCUUCUCGGUCACCUCCAGUCCUGGUUAUAAUUCAAAAAAUCUAAUGGAUGCCCCGCUGCUACAAAACGCUUCGCGUAUAAAUAAAAGUGGUGGGCCUGCGGCAGCACUGCGUCAUCAGGAUUCCAGUGAUGCAUUUGGUAUGCCAUCUCGGUUUGGUAGUAAUGGACCGAUUGUACCGCCACGCCAUAAAUUCAAUUUCCGUCAAGACUCAAAUAUCUCCAGUGAUAGUUUCAGUCAAACUUCCAGUCCUGGUUAUAAUACGAAAAUUAUGGAAGCGCCACUGUUGCCAUCGCUGUCGGUGAAAAGGUUGUGUAACGUACCUACACCCAUUAAUCUUAAGCAGAAAUUUCAAAAUGAAACCAUCGAUGAAAUGGAGAAUAAUGUACCCAUGUCACCCAUUACGAAAUGUGUUUCAACACCUGCCAGUCUACAGACCAUAGUACGUUUUCAAAAUGGUGCCCCGAAUACAAUGUCCUUGCCACAUCAGAUCAUAAAUCGCCGAAAGAGUUCAAAUCCCUAUAUAACCAAUGGCCGUUUGAAAUUCCGCCUAUUUCAAAUUCUCAUUAACGCCUUGGCUCUAUUGGCCAUUGCCGGAGGUUUGGCGGCAUAUUUUAAGGCCUAUCCUACCAUUAAGUUUGUGAAUAAAACCAUCAUCAACACCGUACAUGUCGAAGAUCCUCAAAGUAAAAAUCCCGCUCCCGGCACAUGUUUACCGAUUAUUGUGAAAUUCUGUCAAGGCCCCCAGAUACCCUACAACUUUACGGUGUUCCCCAAUUAUAUUGGCCAUUUUGGUCAAUUGGAAACUCAAGUGGACAUGGAUGCCUAUGAAGCUUUGGUGGAUGUAAGGUGUUAUGAACUGGUGUCAUUGUUUCUAUGUACCUUAUUUGUACCGAAAUGUGGUGCUUCGGGUGCCACUGUGCCACCCUGUCAGUCCUUGUGUACGGAGACUAUGCGUCGGUGUGGUUUCUUCUUCGAUGUGUUUGGUCUUAGUUUACCGGAGUACCUGAAUUGUAAGCUAUUUAAAGAUUUCGAAAGUCCCGAGGAAUGUGUUGGAUAUCAGGAGGUACAAAAUGUCAUGUUGGCCUCGGCGAAUCCCAAGUGUGAUGGCUUUAAGUGUGACACCACCCGUUGCCUGCCCAAGGAAUAUGUGUGCGAUGGAAAUUUGGAUUGCAUGGAUCAUUCGGAUGAGAUAAAUUGUAAAGUGUGCGGCAAAGAUGAAUUGUUUUGUGGUAAUGGGAAAUGUAUGAGCCAUGAGCAUAUAUGUAAUGGGGUUAUGGAUUGUCCCUACGGGCAGGAUGAAAAGAAUUGCAUCCGCCUCAGUGAACGCAAUGGUGAUUUGGGCAAAGGUGUCCUAGAGGUGUAUCGCAUGAGCAGUAAAGAAUGGACCCCAGCAUGUGUGAAAAAUUGGGAUCGUGCAGUUUCACCCUCGGCCGUGUGUUCCAUGUUGGGCUAUAGUUCCGUAAACUCUACCAGUGUUAUUACCCAAAAGACCCAUCGCCCAUUGCUGACUUCAGUUAAUGUCUCCACGGACAUUUGGAAAAUGUAUGCAAAGAAAAAAUCCAAUUUAAUGAAAGAAUUCUCGAAUUGUACACGGUCCGAAGAUUAUCCAAUAGCUGAAUUGACCUGUUCACAUUUUGAAUGUGGUAAAGUUAAGAGAACUAGACGUAGGAUGUCCAGUCGUAUUAUUGGUGGUUCGAAAGCUCAUCCCGGUUCCUGGCCUUUCCUGGCAGCCAUUUUAGGUGGUCCCGAAAAGAUAUUCUAUUGUGCUGGAGUUUUGAUAUCCGAUCAAUGGGUUUUAACUGCAUCUCAUUGUAUUGGCAACCACACUGUUAUUGAUCUUGAAGAUUGGACAAUACAACUGGGUGUUACACGACGCAAUUCCUACACGUAUUCAAGUCAGGAGGUUAAAGUGAAGACAGUUAUACCCCAUCCCCUAUACAAUACAGCGAUAACACAUGACAACGAUAUUGCACUGUUCCAGCUUGCCAAACGUGUAUCAUUUCACGAGCAUCUACUGCCAGUUUGUUUACCUCCGCCCAAUAUGAAACAAUUGAAACCUGAUUCGAUGUGCACGGUUAUUGGUUGGGGCAAGAGACGUGAUAAAGAUCCUUCGGCAACCUAUGAACCCAUUGUCAAUGAAGUCCAAGUCCCAAUUAUCCGGAGAACCCAGUGUGAUGAAUGGUUAGAUAAUUUAACGGUGUCAGAUGGUAUGAUUUGUGCAGGCUAUGAAGAAGGUGGCAAAGAUGCUUGUCAGGGUGAUUCGGGUGGUCCCCUCCUCUGUCCAUAUCCUGGAGAAAAGGAUCGUUGGUUUGUUGGCGGCAUUGUCUCGUGGGGUAUAAUGUGUGCCCAUCCCAAAUUACCUGGUGUCUAUGCAAAUGUCAUUAAAUAUGUACCCUGGAUUAAUGAACAAAUUCAAAAAUAUUCUCGAGAUGAACCCUAUUCCAAAUAUGAUGCACAUCCUGGCGGCCCUGAUAUAUUAUCCAAUUUGGCAACGGUAUCACUGAAGAGUCGACAAACACCUAAAGUGCAUCGCAGUCCAAUGGAUAUAGAUUAUUAUGAUAGUCAAGAGAGAAGUCAAUGGGGGUAAGAUGGAAACAA
This is a messenger RNA of Musca vetustissima, 4796 nucleotides long. RefSeq lists its product as uncharacterized. Gene Ontology annotation, cellular component: membrane. Bases 1 to 4785 code for a protein of 1594 amino acids. NCBI's taxonomy places the organism in Eukaryota, Metazoa, Arthropoda, Insecta, Diptera, Muscidae. Gene Ontology annotation, molecular function: protein binding; serine-type endopeptidase activity. The transcript has 13 exons. The record is from RefSeq and is a predicted model, not a curated record. Gene Ontology annotation, biological process: proteolysis.